GCUAGAACUUCGAUUUUUAUUUCUCGUUCUAGCCCCAAUGGCUUUGGGCUUACUUAUAGCCUACGGUAGAGAAGAGGAGUUAUUGGAGGAGAAUAAGGAUUAUUUGGAUGGAAGAAAAACCCGAGGAGAUGAACCUGCUUUGGAUUUAGAUAAUUAUCAAAGAGUUAGAGGAGCCAUUGCCCGUAUCUCUUUCUCGGAAAUAGUUUUUGAAGAAGCCAUUCCUAUCGACCAAGAAUUCUUACCAAGAGAACAACAUGACUUCCGAGAUUUAGUUAAGAGUUUAAAGGGAAGAAAGGAUGCUGAAGAAAAGAAAGAAAAAGGAGAUAAUGAAGGAGUAUUAGAAAUAGUAAAAGAUAAAAAAGAGGGAGAAGAUGACCCCCAUUAUUCAGCCUUAGAGGAAAAAAUUAAUCCUAGUCAAAGAAACUGGGAUGAUUUUAUGAUUGAUGAACCAGGCAUUCAUCCAGCCGUUAUUAUUUCUAAUAAUCAACAAAAUCUUUAUAGUCCCUUAAUAACUAUUAUCCCUUUAACUUCUCAAUUAGAUAAAGUUUAUCCGUUUGAAGUGCUAACGGAAAUAAAUAGACAAAAGGGCAAAACUCUCACCGACCAAAUUACCACGAUUGAUAAAAAAAGAUUAGGUAAAUACUUAGGACAAUUAGAUAAAUCAGUUAUGAAAGAAAUUCAAGAGGCUUUACAUUUGACUUUGGCUUUUGAUGAAUAA
This is a messenger RNA of Ambispora leptoticha, 718 nucleotides long. The record is from the annotation of a GenBank genome assembly. NCBI's taxonomy places the organism in Eukaryota, Fungi, Glomeromycota, Glomeromycetes, Archaeosporales, Ambisporaceae.